UGAGUGGAGUCGCACUACAGCCACCUGAAGAUUCCGCACGACCUGUAACACGAGCGGUGGAGCGCAAGUAUGGCAGAAGAGCUAGAUGGGGGAGGGUGAGGUGAGAAGAUGCCGGAAUCAUUCGGGAGAGGGAAGUUCACCAUGUCGAACGGAGUCGAAGGGAGGUCCGCAUGCCCCUACGAAAGUCUUCCAGGACAGAGCGGCACCAGGGCUCGAUCUCAGUCCCGGGACAUGUCACCAUCCUCUCUUGAGUCCUUUGGCAGUAUGGACAGUCGGUCGCCCAGAGAUCCUGGGCUUCUCAUCGAAAUGACAGCCGCCGUUGCAGGAGUCGUCCCCGACGACACAUUCACUGUUGACCAGGCAGUGAAUGCCCUUGGAUUUGGCCGGUUCCAGAUCAAGUUGUCACUCAUCACAGGAUUAUGUUGGAUGACAGACUCCAUGGAGAUGAUGAUCCUGAGUGUUUUGGCUCCUGCCUUGCAUUGUGCCUGGGGGAUCAGUGAAUGGAAGCAGGCUUUUGUGACCUCGAUGGUGUUCAUGGGGAUGAUGCUGAGUUCUCCAUUCUGGGGGAAUUUCAGUGAUCGCUAUGGUCGUAAAAUGGGAUUGUUGAUAGCAUCGUGGCUGUUAUCAUAUUUUGGGCUUCUGAGUGCGACUGCCCCCACAUACGUGUGGCUUGUGCUUCUACGUGGCCUUGUUGGCUUUGCAAUUGGCUGCGUCCCUCAGUCGGUAACACUCUAUGCUGAGUUUCUACCUCUAACGCAAAGGGCCAAGUGUGUUGUUCUUCUUGAUUGCUUCUGGGCUAUGGGUGCUUGCUUUGAGGUGCUUCUGGCCUUGUUUAUCAUGCCAACCCUUGGCUGGAGGUGGCUCCUAGCCAUCUCAGCUAUUCCAGUCUUCAUCAGCGCCUUCAUCUGCUGUUGGAUGCCAGAGAGUGCGAGGUAUCAUGCAACCAGUGGUCAGUCAGAGAAGGCCCUGAACACAUUGAGGGCAGUGGCAUCAUCCAAUCGGAAGCCGAUGCUUCUUGGUCGACUCAUUGUGGAUGACGUAGAGCAGUGGCGACGUGGACGCAUUGCAGAUCUUCUUGUCCCUGAACUCAAGUGGACUUCUCUCAUUCUCUGGUUUAUCUGGUUUACCUGUGCAUUCUGCUACUAUGGAGUGGUGCUGAUGACUACAGAGUUGUUCGAGCUCCAGAGCCGACAAGGAAUGGAAGGCACUUGCUUGGCAGUCCCUGCUCUUGUGUCUCAUCCAACAGAUCCUGUUUGCAAUGCUCAGUGCAAGGAACUUGAAUCCUCUGACUAUGUUGACCUUCUCUGGACUUCUCUUGCUGAGUUUCCUGGUAUCCUGCUGACACUCUUGAUCAUUGAGUGGCUGGGCCGAAAGCGUACAAUGGCCCUUGAAUUCUUUGUGUUUGCCCUCUCCGUUGUUCUCCUCUUCUUCUGCUAUUCAGGGAGGACAGCAUUGACAGCUAUACUGUUCGUGGCCCGUGGAGUAGUCGCUGGAGUAUUCCAAGCUGCAUAUGUUUACACACCUGAGGUUUACCCUACAAGCCUAAGAGCAGCAGGUGUGGGGACAUGUAGUGGCCUGGCUCGCAUGGGAGCUAUGGUCACACCCUUCAUUGCCCAGGUGCUGAUACAUGAAUCCAUUCAUGUGGCAACAGCGAUGUAUGCAGGCCUGGCCCUCCUGGCCAGUGUGGCCUGUUUACUCCUCCCAAUUGAGACCAAAGGACGUGAAAUGACCGAUUCCCAUACCUGAUGGCUUCCAUCGCUCUUCAGAUACACUACAGUAAAACCCUGUUUUUAUGACAUGUGCCACAGAGAUGCUGGAUAUAUUGCCAUAUAGAUUGCAAUUGUUCCUGGUUCUCUCUGUUUCCCCCAAGUGAACCUUUAUCUUUUGGUUUGCACUUUUAAUAUCUACUGUGUAUGAUUGAAGAGAUGUAAGAAAUGCAUGGGGUGCAGGAAGACUUUUUCCAGUUAUAUUUUCUUAUGCCUCAGAGCUCAUUCAUUCUACUACUUCCCAUAGUUCCAUGUGUGAUUCUACAAACUUUCUUGAUGGUAGAACCCCCAUUGCAAAUUUUGAGCUAAACCAAGAAAGUGUUUGAAAAAGUUUUUGUUGUAAGCUGGAAGGAGAGUGAGUAGUGUUACGGAAUCUAUUUUUUCAAUGUAAUUUUGCUAAAUGGAUUUCUUUUAGCAUUGUGCUUUUCCAGGAUAUAAGUGUUUUGCUGCACCAAGAAUUUCACUGAAUCAAUAUCAGAUUUUAUUAUAAUAGGGUUUUACUGUACUCUUUUGCUGAGAGUGGACAUUCUGUGAUGACAAAAAAUGCCAAUGUCUGGAUAUGAGAUGUUAUUGAGAACAUAGGAUCUAAAGAGAGUUUUGGAUAGUUGACUUUCUAAUUUAAUUUAAGAUUGCAGUGACCAGACAACUAAGAAAAUGGGGUAUCAAAUGAAAGCUCAUUUAAGGAGAAUUAUUUCUAACUUCAACCAGUCCUACUCUUUAGUAGUUCAAAUUGAAGUUUAUGUGCAUCAAGUCAUGAGUUGAUACCUUUCAGUCUUUCCUCAUCUGCAUGGUUGACUGGCCUUGCCAAUGAUACAGAUCUAAUCCAUAUGGACUCUUCUUGUGGGGAUAUUUGAAGGCUGGCUAGUACUGGGAGUAUGCCAAAUAGUCCAUCUUUAAAUCCUGUUCCCAAACUUCAAGACAUGCUGGCAUCUGCUUUGACAAACGAGCAAAAUCAUGAAAAAUUCAUCAAAGUCAGGGGGGAAUAGAGCUUUUACUGCUUUUUUUAUUAUGGAGAAAUUGGUUGAGCUUAUGAAAAAUUCAUCUUGGAGCUUUCCCUUGAUACUUUAUCCUUCUCAGUUGCAUAACUACAGCAUCACUGCCAAAUUAAAUUAAUUAGUUGAUUUAGACAUCCUAAAAACAUAUUACUGUAGCAUACCAGACGGCUGGCAAAUAACAUGUCUUCCCUUUGUGGUGUUAUGAAGAAGUUCCUUGUAUUUUUAUGGCUAUAUUUUAUGAACUUUAUAUAUGGUUUCUUCAAUAAAGCAGCUCUGCAGUUGGC
Darwinula stevensoni is the source of this 3045-nucleotide messenger RNA. NCBI's taxonomy places the organism in Eukaryota, Metazoa, Arthropoda, Ostracoda, Podocopida, Darwinulidae. The record is from the annotation of a GenBank genome assembly.